AAAGACCUUGGCUAGAAAUCAUUUACCAGCCAGGCGGUAUAGCAUAUAUGUUACUGGAUAAAGUCCAGAGUCCGGCUAAUCUUAAAGUCUAGAAUAAUGUUCAUUAUCCAGGCCUCUGUGCUAAAUAUCUGGAAUUGUUUCCCUUUGUGAGAAGUGCAUGGUAUUUGCUUCAUGGGGGGACUCUUGAAGCGGAUUGCGGUCGGGAUUAAGGUAAGGCUUAGCAAAACCUCUCGAAACAAAUCUGACUUCUAAACAUCAACCUUUAUUCCUAAUCUCUUCUUUGAGAUAAAUAAGUAGAAAAGCAUUUUGCCAGACAUUAGCUAUAAGUUAGUGUCACCAACUCUCUCCACACCUGUAUAGGUUCUCACGUUCUGUCUUAUUGGAAAAUACCUGUCAUGGUAACUGAUUAAACCCUUUCUGAGCUACAGCAGUGCGCUUGAGUGUGCUACUCUGUUGCACACAAAAAAGUUAAUGUCAGCUCUUGGACGCCCAGUGCAAUGAUGUCCAGUGCAAUGCUUGAAUCUGAAAAGGGUAGAAAAAAUCCAAAUGCAGUUUGUGACAUAAAAAUAAGAUUUAGACAAAAAUGAAAUAAAUAUUUAGGUCAAUGAGUGCAGUGGCCAUAGUACAUGUUCUUACUAAUUUUCCCUUCUCUUUCAGGGGGUAAAUAUCAAUAUAUAAAGGGGCUUUGUUGUACGCCAGUGUCAGCUGAGCUCAGAGAAAGGAAUGGAUGGGGAGGGGGAACAAGGAGAUAGGGAGGAGAGGGAAGGUUCAUUCAAGUUGCAGAGGGAGAGCAGAGAGGAGAGAGCUAGAGGAUUUGGGAGGAGAGAGAGGUAAGACACACUGUACUGAAUGGGAGGCAGGAGGACAAGGGCUGACAGUGACCCUCUAUAGAAAGAAGGGGGAGUGGGUCUAGCACAUGAUAUAGAGGGGAGGCAAAAAGUCACAAGUGCAUUCAGAAACUAAAAGAAACACAAAAAGGUAAGUGAAAAAAAGGAGGAAUAUUGCACAAGGUAAAAUAGUAAAGGACUGUGUGAUAGGUAACGAUGGAGACAGGGAAGAUGGGGAGGGGGUAGAAAUAAGGGGCACGAAACUAUAAAGUUGAGCAGAGGAAAAUAAGACGUGACAUGGAUGGGAAUUAGGAGAUAGCAGCCUUUCUCCCUCCUCUCUAACACAGCACAGUUUAAAGAUCCCAUGCAUUGACACGAAGUGCAGAGCCAUACACGAAGGAUCACUUGUGAAGCUUUAUGGGGAUCCAGAAGGCUCGUAGUGAAAGACAGCGGACUAUAAGCAGAGUUUUUCUUUCUGCAGUAGACUUACAUACACUUUAUUCUACAUGGCUGCAUCUCAGUUAUGUAUAGAGUGACCAGGACCAAGUUUACAGACUGUCCUUUCAAAGUUUAUUAGCCAAUGACCACCUUCUCAAAACUUAUACAACUUUAGUUGGUAUCGGAUCACAAAUACCAUCACUGCCUGCUACAUAAUGCAGAGUGCUUGUGUAAAUGAGAUAAGUAUACGUUUCUGAGUAAUCAUGAGAACUAGAUUUCUUCCAAUUUGAUGAUUUUGAACUAAAAUUUGAAAUUUAUUUUCAAGUCACACUUCAGUGAAUAGUGUUUAGAUUUUUUUAAAUUCUUUUCUGUUGCUGAAAUGUUUGAUUCUACAGGGCUUCAUGUCAUCAGAAAAACAACAUAUAUAUAUCUAUUUUGCACAUAAAGUACCUCCCCACCCCUCCACCCCCAAAUGCUAAGGUACUAUGAUAGUAUAUGCUAUAAAAAAAAUCCACACUUUUUUUUCUAAGGUUUUAACGUAAACAGGCUUAUUUAAUAAAGGCUGUUUAAGGCUAAAAUAGUCAAACUGUAAAAAAAAAAAAAAAUGUCCAGGUCCGUGUUGUUCCUCGUUUGGUAAUUUAGAAAUUCUCUUUGAAUUCCCGACAAUUGUUAUUUUAGUUAAUCACUUCAUUUGUGAAUUGUUGGAAAUUCAAAAUGAAUUUCAAAUUGUAGACCAAAAUAGUCAAAUUUGAAAAUUAAAUCUCCAAAUGGUCUGUUUUCAGCUCAACUAGUUUGGAGAAAUGUUUGAAAUCCACUUAGUAAAUAAUCCUGUGAAUAUAAUGUUAACCAUUAAUAAUAUAAAUUAAUUGAUCGCCCUUUUAAGACAGCAAUACAUAUUUAGUUCAUACGUGUAUUAUCCACAGGUAGUAAAAUUGGUUUGUAUUUUUUUCUGAAUUAAAUCAAACCAUGAUUGGUGGGUUAAAAAUUAACUAAUCACAAAUUAUGUCUGGCUGUGAUGGGAGUUAGACACUAGCAGGAGAACUAGGCUGUGCAAUUAUGACACAGUGUGACUCCUUUUUUAUUUUUGUAUUCUUAUUUUUUUUUGUUAUGCAUAUGAAAAAACAAAGAUUGCACAAUAUACAAAUAUUCCAAAGAAUAUGUAAAUAAAUAGAAUAUAAACAGUUGUGCAUUGCAAUCAGCACAUUUAAAAAAAUUUUUUAUAAUGAUACAAGCAUAGUGCAUAUGUAAGUAGACUUUGCAAUUAAGUUUGAGUAACAGGUGAGGUCUGCAGAUAGGUAAGUGAGAAGUGAUAGGCCACCAGGUUGUGGCAAAGUAAGUGACACUAGAGUGACAAAGUUAGAUGCUACAUUGACUCCUAUAGCAAAAUUAAAACUAUAACUAAAAUGUCUAUCUUGCAGCUUGGUGCGUUAUAACCAUGAGGAUAGACUUAAAAUGGGUAAUUGAUGUAGCUUCAGCCGAUACCACAGGUAUGCCUCACUUGUGAGCCGAUCUUGCUUCCAGGCACAAGUCUCCGGAUGAUUUUCAUUUUGCUUUCCGGCUCCACAUGGGGAUCUCGAUCUCCCAGCUUAUGGAGAUGAACGUUGCGAGACGUCAUUUUCUCCCCUCUCCAUGCCCAGGUCGGUGUAUGAGCCGGUGCAUUGGUAGGACUGCUGUUCUGCAUGGCUCCCACUCCGCAGGCCGCCCCACAGGGCUGUGGACAGCUGAUGGACAGUACCUCUAUCUUGGCUCCUGGCCUGGAGGAAGGACAGAGCGCUGGAAUGCCGCUGGGGACAUCCCCUGUUGCGGUCGAGGUGGGUGGUAGUUGCUGCUGGCGAGACCCGAUCUGGGACCAAAAGGCUGCACAUAGGGUGGCAUCAAAAGCCGCAGAUUGCAAUUUUCUUUGCCUUUGAGGAUUACCCCCACUGGUCCAGGGGAUGGUAACGGAGCUGCAGAGAGGCUGUAAUGAGCAGUGCUCUUCAGGCCGGGAGAUCGCCCGCCUCUCCCUGUCGUCUGGUGCACUAGACCGUGAGACGAAACCCUGGUGAAAGCUUGUUGGAUCGGAACACUCCACGCAUAAAAUCGGUUCAGGCUGGUAUAGUGUCAGAGGGGCUUCUGCAUCUCAGCCGUAGUUUAGUGUUAGGAGAGCCGCAGCUAUGCUGAGACAUGUCUGGUCUUCUUGAGUGUCAGGCCCCGCCCCCAGAGUAACUCCUUUCUAAUGUUUAAAACAUACUGCCAGAGAUGUUUUAUUCAGGCAGAAAGAAUAAAAUCAGCUUGACACAGUGUACAAUACGAUAAUUGAAGUUGUGUGCGGGGGGCUAAUUGCAACCCUAGCACAAGUGACACUGACAGCCUUUAACUCUGUGCUACCAGUGUCAAUUCUGUGCAUAAAAUAGGUCUGCAGUCAGUGAACACUGCACGCUGCAGACACACGUCAUAAUGUUUUCCUUGCAGGCAGAAGCUCUCGUCUCCCACCUACCUCCAUUCCAGAUCAUUUUUAGUUUUUUUUUUUUUUUAACUUCUCCUCCUCUCCACUCCCUCUGCACAUGCUCUAUGAGAAGUCUAUGAUUGGACCAUGCACGGCCAAUGUGACGUCUGAGGUGACGCGGAAAAUCAGCACCGGGAGCUUCGCCCGGCUCUGGAUUCCAGGUAAGUAAUAUCUUUUAUUUUGCAGGUUUUACUGCAAUUCAAGGGAGGUGACCUUCUCCAUAGGUGGCUUCCUUUGAUGUCCAAGCAGUGCAUGGCUAGACAAAUGACUUCUCUCAGGCACCAGCUGCUGAUUGACUGGGUCCAACUCCGGCACGGACACCAUUAGCGAGUGAGUGUGAGAGAGAUUGUGUCUGUCUCUAUUUUUUACAUAUAGUCAAUACAUUGUUAAACACAGAUCUGCACACCAGUCAAGCCAUAAUACUUGCUUUUCCCACUGAAAUCUCAAAUUUGCAGUGAUGUUACUACUGCAAAGGAUUCAUCAGCAUGAGCCUGGUUACCGGCUUGCUACUGAGGCUUGGCGUUACUUACGAAGCAAAAACCAAGAAACUUUGUAUUUCUUCCUGAGUUGUUUCAAAGCUGUUGUAUACAGCAAACACAGACUCCAAGGAAUCCAUGUUUAAAAUGAAAUAAUGAGGCAAAAAUGUGAUUCUCUGUUGAACUAAUUUGCAUAUGCCCACCCAGAAUCCUUUGCAGUAGUAUCACAGCAAAUUUGAGAUUUCUGUGGGAAAAGCAAGUCUUAUAGCUUGACUGGUGUGCUGGUCUGUUUAACAUUAUAUUCACUAUCUGCUGACUUCGGGUGGAAGGAGUUUUCAAUCACAAUUUUUGUUCCCACCAUAAUUUUCUUGUUUUUUGCCUUCUCCCUCUCUAUAAACCUAGAAUGUGACAUUAAGAACCAUUCGGUCCAUCUACUCUGCCCAAUUUCCUAAAUACUUUCAUUAGUCCCUGACCUUAUCUUAAGUCUAGGAUAGCCUUAUGCCUAUCCCACGCAUGCUUAAACUCCUUCACUGUGUUAAAGUGACACUAUAGUCAACUGAACAACUUCAGCUUAAUGAGUUUGUUCAGGUGAGAACUAUAGCUCCCUGCAGUCUCUCAUGUAAACACUGUAUUUUCUGAGAAAAUAGUGUUUACAUUGAAGGCUAGGAACACCACCAGUUGCAGUCACUCACAGAGAACCAGAGGGACUUCGUUGUUGAUGUAGGCGUAAUAUGCCUCCAUUCACUCAGAUCUGCUGUGCACGAGCAUCCUGUGAUUCAGUAUCUCCUCCCUCUGCAUGCAGCCACUGAACAUUCCUCAUGGAGAUUCAUUGAUUCAAUUAAUCUCUAUGAGGAGAUGCUGAUUGGCCAGGGCUGUGUUUGAAUCAUGCUGGCUCUGCCCCUGAUCUGCCUCCUUGUCAGUCUCAGCCAAUCCUAUGGGGAAGCACUGUGAUUGGAUCAGGCUACCACUUCUGAUGAUGUCAGCAGACUGCUUGAUUUUCUGAGUCUAACAGCAUGCAGUUAGCUUCUGGCUUGAAUACUGUAAGAUUUUUACUAUAUUUAUGGAGGCAUGAGGGGCCCAGGCGGGCUAGAUGGUGGUAUUAAUACUAUAGGGUCAGGAAUACAUGUAGUUGCACUGGUGACUAUAGUGUCCCUUUAACCUCUACCACUUCAGCUGGUAGGCUAUUGCAUGCGUCCACUACCCUCUCUGUAAAGCAAGCAUGUCAAACUCAAAGGAUAAGACGGCCAAAUAAACAAGGUUUGCGUUUGUGUUUUUGUAGAAACGUAGGUUUAUUUAGAAAAGUAUAGUAUUAAAAAAGUUGCCUAACUGACACUGGAUGUCCUCAGGCUCGUAGGGCUUCAAAGUAAACAAAAGAGCGAAUUUAUUUUAAGGAGACGUGCAUUUGCAUAUAACCAACGUUUCAGUCCACCUACCUUGACAUAUUAACAAAUGUUUGGUAAUGGGACGGAAAUUGUGAAUGUAUGCUGUUGCACAGCUGUAAAAAAAACUAAUUACGUUAUCUUGUUUAUUUUGAAGUUCUAGGAGUGUAUCCUUCAUUUUGGCUGAGAUCAUCAAACUUGAUGAUCUCAGCCAAUCCAAUGAUUUCCAAUAGGAAAGAAUUGGGAGGCUAUUGUGCAUGUGUGGCAAAAACUGCGCAGCCAAUCAUCUCCAGGGGGAGCAUUCGGUGCCUCCAUGCAGACCCAAUUUAACACACUGCCCCUCUUCCCAUUCUAAUACACCACCCACAAACCAAUACACUGCCCCUCUUCCGUCUGCUCUAAUUGAAUAGACUGCCCCCACUCCACUUUAAUACACUGCCCUCCCUAGCCCUAAUUUAACACACUCCCUCACCACUCUAAUACACUGGCCCCUCCCUUCCUGAAAUAAAUACACUGCUCCCUCCUUACUUCAAAUAUACUGCCCCCCUUCCCCAAUUUAAUACACUGGCCCCUGACUUCCCCAACUAAUUACAGUGCCCCCCUCCUUCCCAUUAAAACACUGGCCCCCUAAAUCCCCCAAGUUAAUACACAAUUCCCUUCCCUCUCAAAUAAAUACACUGCCCCCUCCCAAACUUAAUACACUGCCCAUCUCCCUCUCAUUAAUACACUGCCCAUCUCCCUCUCAUUAAUACACUGCCCUCCACCACCACCACACUGUCUCCCUCCCCCAAAUAAAUGCACUGUCCUCCUCCCCCAAGCCCCUCUUCUCCUAUCUUACAAUUUUCUGUCCAUGUCCUCCAGUUCCAGCCCUGCUGAACCAGACCAGACGCUCCUCUGGCACUUGCUCUGCCCUCUUGUGGCCGGGAGAGCAAGAAUCAGGAAAUAUUUUUCCUGUCUUGCGGCUGGUCGCAGAGACAGCUGAAAGCGGCCCCAGGGCAGCCGAGCCGCAAAAAUAAGCAUUGUGGGCCGCAUGUUUGACAUGCUUACGCUAGAUCUACACAACGAAUGUGGUUACAUCACGCUAAGAAAUGAUUAACAUAAAAAUAAGUUAAAUGCUGCAGCUGUGCCCAAAAUAGAAAAGUCAUGAGUGUGUGUGUGUGUGUGUGUAUGUAUAUUGGAUGAACUCAGCAUUGCCAUAAAAAGUUAGGAGAGUGUCAUGAUUGGAUAAGUAUCUUCAUACUCUGGGGAGAGCUCAUGGUAUAAACUGCAAACGCGUAUGAGUAUAUAUCAAUUAAUCAUGUAUUUUUUUCCCAAGAGUGUCUCUUCAUAUACGGACACAUUUUUUACAGAAUAAUAAAAUGUAUUGUUUUUGCGUUUAACUCAACCGUAUCUGCAUUUAAAAAACGAAUCGAGUAAACUCAGUCCUAGAACAUCAAUUUAAGCUUUGGCUAUUUUUUUAUUUUCUCACUUUACAAUUCCAGAGUCACUAAACGUCUGGCAGAGGUAUUUGUAAGAAAUAGAAGGGAUAGCACUGACACCCUCUCUCUCAUUUCUUUUUCACAGGAUGGUGUCACAAUACUUUAUCAUCGUUCCGACCCUCGCUGUCCUCCUUACUCAGCUCACAUUGAGCCGCCUCUCGGACUCGCUGCUCGCCCUCUCUGAUGCAGGCCAUACCCUCUACCUUCUCAUUAAUUUCUGUCCCCCUUUUAUUCUUUCUCACUCCUCCAAGUUACCCCACUAUGCUCGUAUCCGCCUUCCUACUCUCUUCUCCUUACUCGCCCCCUUGUUUCUCUCCUCCCUUGGCCUUUCCCUCACUCUAAUGUCACUGGGACGCAUUGUACGUCCUCACUCCCCCCAACGUCCAGUUCUAAUACUAGUAGCGGGAGCGGUAGGCCUGCUCUUUAAUACCAUAUACAUAGUCACAGCAAAUGUGUGGAAAGGUAAGAGUCGGCAUAUAGUGAUUUCCUUUCCCCAUCCCUGUUUUUCUGUGUCUUCCAUGUCUCCUUACUGCCUUGCUUUAUGUGCUUUUGAAGUUUACAGACUCAGUAUACAGUUUGAGUAUUCUUAUGUAUUCUCUCUCAGGAUCAGGUUUCUACAUAGGAAGAAUACAAACACAACAAUCAAGAUGGACGCCAGUCAUGCUCCUGCUGGUCUCAUUAACUCCCUCAUGUUUUCUCCUGGUCAGCGGCAUUUCCUUCUAUCUGUUCAGUCACCCCGUAUUGCACUACAUGGAUGCAGCUCUCUGCCUAGCUUCUAUAAUAAUCAUGCUGAUUUCUGUAUAUUCAAGCAUAAUUCAAAAUGGCUCCAUUUUGCUCCAGUCUGUGCCACCCUCCGUUGACCUAGCAGGCCUCAGACGGGACUUAGACAUUCUGUUCGGUCCUAAAGGUCACCAUGAAUUACAUGUGUGGGCUCUCGCUCAAGGUCACACAGUGGCCACACUCCAUCUGUCCUGCACAGAGCCUGAAGCAUACCAGGAGUACUUAAAACAGGCUACAACCCUUUUUGGACGCCAUAGUGUUCAGGAGGUGACAAUACAACCAGAGUUUGGAGUCCCUGGUCCGUGCAGUAUGUCUUGUGGUCCAUUAUGUGCUAGUCAUUUCUGCUGUGUAACGUGGGAGCAAGAACCCAAGGGGCUAGUCUUGGCAAAUAUCUGUGCGUAAGGGUGGACAAGCUGCCUAUAUCUUGUUAAUCUGCAUUAUUAUGGAUUAACCAUGUUUGAGCAAUUUACUAUUACACCAUAACUUUUGAAGUAUAAAAGAAGAAAGUAUUGACUUUGGGAGAGCACACAGAUGGGUUCAUCAACUGAAAUGGAUUGAUGCAUCAGUUUCUGUUAUUUUAUACUGUCUAAUAAAAUCUAGAAAUGUUCCUAGACUUUAAUGUGUGAUUCAUCAUCUGCCCACAAAUGGAUAACACAUACAACUUAUUUAUUUUAAAAAAGGAAAUAUAUUUUGUGUGUGUAUAUAUA
Messenger RNA from Pelobates cultripes (western spadefoot toad), 8570 nucleotides. The record is from the annotation of a GenBank genome assembly. Lineage: Eukaryota; Metazoa; Chordata; Amphibia; Anura; Pelobatidae.